Messenger RNA from Folsomia candida, 1905 nucleotides. RefSeq names its product RNA exonuclease 4. The record is from RefSeq and is a predicted model, not a curated record. The coding region runs from base 967 to 1860 and encodes 297 amino acids. Gene Ontology annotation, cellular component: nucleus. Lineage: Eukaryota; Metazoa; Arthropoda; Collembola; Entomobryomorpha; Isotomidae. The transcript is spliced from 4 exons. Gene Ontology annotation, molecular function: nucleic acid binding; exonuclease activity.
UACUCCGGCCUCCGGCUGGCCACGUGUACUCCGGCAUCCGCGUACUCCGGCCUCCAGAAAAAGCUGCGUACUCCGGCCUCCCGAGGCCGGAGUACGUACUCCAAGCCCGGAGUACUCCGAUCUAUGCCGUGCUGUUUCUUCUCCGUCAAAUCCGGAGCACCAUUGCCGUGGAGUAAUCAUGGAGUUUGGAAAAUUGGCAUCAAGGAUUUUAAACACGCACAUCGAGGAUUAGAAUUGCAUGAAGAAAGCUUGACCCACUUCGCCACGAUUCGGGUUUGGAAGAACUUUAUCAAAAAUUCCAAGAAUCCUAAAUCUUUGGUUUCAAUUUCCUGAGAAGCUCGUGAUGGAAAUAUUAACCACUGGCGAUUGAUCUUAAGAGUAAUUUUGGAUGCCGUCUUGUUUAUAGCGAAAAAUAUUUUAGCUUCCCAAAGGGGGAGUAUUUUUCCAUUCUUGUUGACAGCACACCCGAUACAUCUCGUCAAAACCAAAUCUCGCAGAUUAUUAGGACAGUAAAAUCCAAUUAGGCUGGCAGCAAAAUUGUCAAAAGUUUCAUUUGUUUCAUCUCAAUGACUGAAAAAACUGGGCAUGGACUCUCCGAGGUACUUCUCAAAAAAUUAUCUAAAGUUGGGCUGGAAUUGAAGAACUUCCGAGGUCAAGGUUACGACCAUGGUGCAAAUAUGGCAGGCGUAUAUUCUGGUGUUCACUAUUUACUGACAAAUGUAAAAUACUUUAUAUAAUAAGUUGAUUGACGGAGCCUUAUGCAAUUUAGGAGUCUAGGCCCGAAUUUUGAACUCAACAGAGAAGAAAAGUUUCCGCUGAACAAAAUAAGAGCGAAAGUUGAGUUAAAAAGAGAAUCUUUAUUUCCUCCUCCAAUUCAUAUUGUUAAGCUGGUCUAGACCAAGAGGAGUUAAUUGUUUUGGACUCGAUUAUUUGAGGUUGGCGAUAAAACGACAAGCGACAUUCGAAAUGGACGAAUUUAAUAUUCAAGAAGUGGUGAACUGGACGUGUUCAACUGACCGUGACUCCAGGCUAAAUUUACUAAAGAUUCUAAUUAGAUGCACCCCCCACGACGAGUUGAAGAUAGUGCAAAGAUUCGUAGAUAAUGCUAAGAAGAGGAAAUCGCCUAAUAAACAUUUAUCCAAAAAGAAACGACAUGCUGUUGGAAAGGAAGUGGUUGGCGUCGUUGCGCAGAUGUCGACUACUGUCGCACAAAUGCCAACGACACCACCACCAACCUCUUGGUGGGAGGAGGUCGGGAUGGAUGGAUUUGUGUCACUGGACUGUGAAAUGGUGACCCUAAAUCAAAAAAAUUCACAUGGAAAAUUCAUCCAAAAAGCUGCCACCGUAGGAAUUGUUGAUUGGAAGAAAGAUACAAUUUUAAAUGAGACGGUGUAUCACAAGGCAGGAAGUUAUAAAGUCAACUCAUACACAAAGAAGAUUAAUGGUUUCGAAGGCUCUGUUUUGGAAAAAGGGAGAGAACUCUCAGCAGUUAAAGAACAAACGGAAUCGAUUAUAGAGGGAAAAGUUGUUGUAACAGCCGGGGGUGCAUCAGAUUUGUUAAGUCUUGGACUGGUACCGUCAGAUUAUGAACUAUUUGAUAUUCAAACGGUGUUUCGAAAAUGGUCAGGGCAAUUUACAAAAGCAGGGGACAAAGUUUACCAGCCGAUAAAUCUAAGAUCGUUGUAUUUCCACUAUUUCGGCGAAGAUAUUCAAUCAGGGAUUCACUCCUCUUUAACAGAUGCUCGUGCCACUAUGAGAUUAUUCCAAGAAAUUUAUCUACCAUUAGCACUAGCAAAAAAUCCAUUUUCUCGGUCAUAUGAAAUUGAGGACGGCGAGUUUGAUAAUAUUAAAAAAAUAUGAAUCGCCUUUCAGAAAUAAAGAAUACAUGAUAAAUGAGUAAUUCAA